Messenger RNA from Salarias fasciatus (jewelled blenny), 1854 nucleotides. Its product is annotated as monocarboxylate transporter 2-like. The record is from RefSeq and is a predicted model, not a curated record. Lineage: Eukaryota; Metazoa; Chordata; Actinopteri; Blenniiformes; Blenniidae. Gene Ontology annotation, cellular component: basolateral plasma membrane. The transcript has 8 exons. The coding region runs from base 1 to 1854 and encodes 617 amino acids. Gene Ontology annotation, molecular function: monocarboxylic acid transmembrane transporter activity. Gene Ontology annotation, biological process: transmembrane transport; monocarboxylic acid transport.
AUGCGGCUCUGUACCGACCUGGUGAAACACAAAGGACUGACCUAUUUCAUGAAUGAGUUCAUUCUCCUGGAGCCGACACCAGAACCCUCUCUGGUGCAGGCCAUGUCCCCGGCUCCAGCUGAGACGUCGGGCUGUAAGCCCCCGGAUGGGGGCUGGGGCUGGAUGGUGGUGUUAGGGGCCCACAUAUCCAUUGGAUUUGCGUAUUCCACACCCAAAGCGCUGUCCAUUUUCUUUAAGGCCAUACAGGAGGACUUGGGAGCAAGUUACAGUGAAAUCGCGUGGAUUUCCUCCAUCAUGCUGGCUGUGAUGUACGCAGGAGGCCCAGUGAGCAGCAUGUUGGUCAAUCGCUUCGGAAGCCGGCCGGUGGUCAUAACGGGCGGAUUGAUGUGUGCGGUUUCCAUGGUAACGGCGUCAUUUGGGAACUCCAUCGUUUAUCUCUACUUCUGCAUCGGCGUAAUUGGAGGUUGUGGACUCUGCUUAAACCUGAAUGCGUCGCUCACCAUCAUCAGCAAGUACUUCCUCGCCAGGCGUCCGUUGGCCAACGGGCUGGCCAUGGCCGGCAGCCCGGUGUUCCUCUGCUUACUGGCUCCGCUCAACCAGUACCUGCUGGGAUGGUUCGGCUGGAGAGGCAGUCUGCUCAUCCUCGGCGGGAUGAUGCUGCACUGCUGCGUGGCUGGAGCCCUGAUGAGGCCCGUCGUCGCACUUCGCAAGCAGCCACAGAAAGAAGAGGAGCCGUCCAGAUCGAGCAGCGCCGAUCCGAAGCAAGGCUGCAUGGCCAAGGCCAAGGGCUUCCUGGAUCUGUCUUUCUUCAACGACCGAGGCUUUGUCAUCUACCUGAUCGGAAACGUGCUGUACAUCUUUGGCGCGUACGCUCCCAUUGUGUUCCUGUCGGCCUACGCCGUUCACAAACGCGUGGACGAGUACUCGGCAGCCUACCUGCUGUCCAUCAUGGGCUUUGUGGACAUGUUCGUCCGGCCCGGCACCGGCCUGGUGGCCAACAGCAAGUGGAUCCGGCCCCGAAUCCAGUACUUCUUCAGCUUCGCGAUGGUCUUCAACGGUACCUGCCACCUGCUGUGCCCGCUGAUGGACACCUACCCCCUCCUGGUGGCGUACGCCAUCUUUUUCGGCGUGGGCUUCGGCAUGGUGUUCGCCCUGAUCUUCGAGUGCCUCAUGGAUCUGAUGGGGAGUCGGCGGUUCCCCAGCGCGGUGGGACUGGUCACCAUCAUCGAGUGCUUUCCCAUGCUGCUGGGGCCGCCCGCUGCAGGGUUCCUGGUGGACGCCUUCGGCGACUACAAGUACCUUUUCUUCAUGUGCGGCGCGGUGAUCCUGACCGGCGGGCUCUUCCUCUUCGUGAUGAACGUUUACAACUACCACAUGCUGGAUAAAGAGAAGAGGGCGGAGCAGAAUCAGAUAAGCAUCCACAGUCAGGAGCAGGUGAGCAUCCGCGAGGCCGAGGCGGAGCGACCGGAGGCUGAGGCUGCACCUCCACUCUCAGAGCAGCUCCUGCUGCUGGCCAUCCUCCAGGAAAGUGCAGGAGCAGAGCAUUCGAUCAUCUUCACCCUGUCAGCACAAAGACAAAGAGCUGCCUCCGAGCAAGCGCAGCCGGUCAGAGCUUACCAACGAACCUGUCUCCGCAACAUCAUCGGCAUCCGCUGGUACCACCACUGUGCAAACAGCGAAGUUUACGAAAGAGCAGGAAAUCCCAGCCCUCUGUCUGUCACCAUCAAACAGCGAAGAAUCAGGCUGAUCGGUCAUGUUGGCAUGGAGAGGCAGUACCUCCCCAAAAAGUCCUCUGCGCGGCGACUGGUCCUCCCCCUGAAGGUUGGUGCCGACAUGCGGUACGUCCACGCCUAA